UUGCAAAAGGUCAAAAAGCUCCAUUGAUUCGAUUAUGUGUCGAAGUAAAAUCUGGUAAAUUGACAAAUAAUAUUUCCCGUGCCAUUGAAAGUGACAAUAUACUUUCCACACAGCCAAUUACACAACAAACACGAUCACCGCGAUCAACGCAAUCAACACAAUUCACUCUUUCAGAAGGUGCAACAGCUGUGACGAUCGGGAGUUUCCUUUCUAUUGGAGUUGCUAUCGGCGUUGGUGUAAUGUGGGCAGCUAGAUCAAAAUGA
Dentiscutata erythropus is the source of this 263-nucleotide messenger RNA. The record is from the annotation of a GenBank genome assembly. NCBI's taxonomy places the organism in Eukaryota, Fungi, Glomeromycota, Glomeromycetes, Diversisporales, Gigasporaceae.